AUGAGAGAAGCGCCACAGCCGCAACUGAACGGAGCCUACUACGGCCCUUCAAUCCCACCACCAACCAAAUCGUCGUACCGCCCCGGCCGCCGAGGCGGAGGCGGUGGAUUACUAGGCUGCCUUUGCAGCUGCGUCUUCAACUUAAUAUUCCAAAUAAUAUGCACCAUCUUGGUUAUUCUUGGUGUCAUAGUUCUCAUAUUUUGGCUCAUUUACCGUCCUCAGCCACUCAAGUUCCGUGUCACCGACGCUACUCUCACACAGUUCGAUUAUUCGACAGAUAACAAAACCCUGUUCUACAAUCUCGCCGUGAACAUGACCGUGAGAAAUCCGAACAAGCGUCUCGGAGUUUAUUACGACAAGAUCGAAGCCCGGGCUCUAUACGAAGGCGAGAGAAUUGCUUCUUACGAUAUACCAAAGUUUUAUCAAGGUCACAAAUCCACCGAAGACAUGUUCGCUUUAUUCCAGGGCCAGAACAUCGUGGAGCUUAAAGGCAGAGAUUUGGAUCGAUUUAACUCGGAAAAAACAUCAGGGACUUAUAGCAUUGACGUGAAGCUUUACAUGAAGAUUAGGUUCAAGGUGAGGGAUGGGAUCAAGCCAAAGUUCAAGCCCCGAAUCGAGUGUGAGUUGAGGCUGCCGUUGGAUUCCAAUGGUAAAUCUACUGGCUCUUUCGAGACCAAGAAGUGCGAUUUUGAUUGGAGGCGUUAA
Daucus carota subsp. sativus is the source of this 705-nucleotide messenger RNA. RefSeq names its product NDR1/HIN1-like protein 10. Bases 1 to 705 code for a protein of 234 amino acids. NCBI's taxonomy places the organism in Eukaryota, Viridiplantae, Streptophyta, Magnoliopsida, Apiales, Apiaceae. The transcript has a single exon. The record is from RefSeq and is a predicted model, not a curated record. Gene Ontology annotation, cellular component: plasma membrane; plasmodesma. Gene Ontology annotation, biological process: defense response to other organism.